CAUAAAAUUUUCCAUUUCAUAACUCACACUUAUCAAUUUUGUCAGGGUACAUCAAAGUAUCAAACCCCUUUUUCCCUUAAGAAAAAAAAAAAGUAUACAAAUCCCGACACUACCAAUUCCCGCGAUCUUUAAUCUGAAACUGAAAAGCUUAAAGUCCACCACACCACCACCAAAUUGUGUUCACAUAAUUUUUUUUUUUCUCAUUCAGUUUUCAUUCAAAAGUUUUUCCCCCAUUUUCUCUCUCCUCCAUUCGCAAUCUACAAAUCAUCACUUCAUCACUUUGUCUUCUGAGAUUUUUCACUCGUCAAACAGUUUAACCCUAAUUCUCUCAAAUUCGUUCUUCAAAUACUCCAAUUUUCCCCCUUUUUUAAUCGAUUUGAUCACGCAACUGGUUUCUCGAUUGAGCUAGGGUUUCGAAUGUUGUAAUUGAAGGGAAAAAAAUAUGGCAAGAGUUCUCGACAAUUGGGAGCGCCUUGUUCGAGCUACUCUCCGGCGAGAGCAGCUUCGGACUGCCGCUCCUACUCAUGAGCGCCACCCUAGCGGCCUCGCUGGAGCUGUUCCGCCUUCGCUCGGCCGUGCUUCCCAUAUUGAUGCUAUUUUGCAGGCUGCUGAUGAGAUUCAAGAUGAGGAUCCUAAUGUUGCUCGCAUUUUGUGUGAGCAGGCAUAUUCUAUGGCACAGAAUCUGGAUCCUAAUAGUGAAGGCAGAGGUGUCCUUCAGUUCAAGACUGGUUUGAUUGCUGUCAUUAAGCAAAAACUUGCCAAAAGGGAUGGAGCUCAAAUAGAUCGUAACCGUGAUGUUGAACGCCUAUGGGAAUUCUAUCACCAAUACAAGAGAAGACAUAGAGUGGAUGAUAUUCAACGUGAAGAACAAAAUUGGCGAGAAUCUGGGGUCUUUAGUACCAAUUUUGGGGAAUUGGUGGAAAUGAGGAAGGUUUUUGCUACAUUGAGGGCUCUUGUUGAAGUGAUGAAGGAAUUGGCAAAGGAUGCGGCUCCUGAAGUGGGAAGAUUAAUCUUUGAGGAAUUAAGGAGAAUAGAAAAAUCUGAUGCUACAUUGUCUGGCGAGCUCACACCAUACAACAUUAUUCCUUUGGAAGCUCCUUCCUUGACUAAUGCAAUUGGAGCUUUUCCAGAGGUUAGAGGUGCUGUAUCUGCUGUAAGGUAUAUUGAAAGCUUCCCUAGACUGCCUGCUGCUUUUGAGAUUCCUGGCCAUCGGGAUGUGGACAUGUUCGAUCUUUUGGAAUAUGCCUUUGGUUUCCAGAGGGACAACAUAAGAAAUCAACGUGAAAAUGUCAUCCUUUUAAUUGCAAAUGCACAAUCUCAUCUUGGGCUCCCAGAUGAGCGUGAUCCUAAAAUAGAUGAGAAAGCUAUAUAUGAAGUUUACCUGAAAGUGCUGGACAAUUAUUUCAAAUGGUGCAAGUAUUUGCGGAUACGGAUUGCAUGGAAUAGUUCUGAUGCAAUUACUCGGGAGAGAAAGCUUAUUUUAGUUUCGUUGUACUUUCUAAUUUGGGGUGAGGCUGCCAAUGUCCGUUUUCUUCCUGAAUGCAUAUGCUACAUUUUCCACUUUAUGGCGAAGGAGUUAGAUUCAAUAUUAGACCAUGGAGAAGCAUAUAUUGCUGAUAGCUGUAAAUUGGAAAAUGGUUCAGUCAACUUUUUAGAGAAAGUUAUAAAACCAAUAUAUGAUAUAAUAGUUCAGGAAGCUGAAAGAAAUAACAAUGGAAGAGCAGCACAUUCAAAAUGGAGAAAUUAUGACGAUUUUAAUGAAUAUUUCUGGUCGCCAACAUGCUUUGAGUUAGGAUGGCCAAUGAAGGAGGAUUCAGCAUUUUUGAGAAAACCUAAUAAACGGAAAAGGACUGCAAAAAGCAGUUUUGUUGAACAUCGGACGUUUUUCCACUUGUAUCGUAGUUUUCAUCGGAUGUGGAUCUUUUUGGCUAUAAUGUUCCAGGUUUUAACGAUUAUAGCAUUUAAUGAUAAGCUGAAUCUGAAUACAUUUAAGAUCCUACUGAGUGUUGGGCCAACAUAUGCUGUCAUGAAUUUUGUGGAGAGUUGCUUGGAUGUUCUGCUUAUGUUUGGUGCUUACACAACUGCAAGAGGCAUGGCAAUUUCAAGGCUUAUUAUUAGGUUCUUUUGGUGGAGUUUAAGUACUGCUGCUGUUAUCUAUUUCUAUCUGAGGGUUCUUCAGGAUUGGAAUAAGCAGCAAACUAAUUCAUCAUCUUUCCGCAUUUAUAUUCUUAUGCUUGGUGCUUAUGCUGGAGUGCGCUUUGUUUUUGGUGUAUUAUUGAAGAUUCCUGCCUGUCAUACAUUGUCUAAAAAGUCCGAUCAGUCAUUCUUUCAAUUUUUUAAAUGGAUUUAUCAGGAGAGAUACUAUGUUGGACGUGGUCUGUAUGAAAAGCCGAUAGAUUAUGCCAGAUAUGUUGUCUAUUGGUUGGUGAUCUUUGCAAGCAAAUUUACGUUUGCUUACUUUCUCCAGAUUAAGCCCUUAGUGGAGCCUACAAGAAUUAUUGUGCAGAUUCGAUUCGAUGAAUACUCAUGGCAUGAUUUUGUCUCAAAGCAUAAUUAUAAUGCGCUUACUGUAGCAAGUCUAUGGGCUCCUGUCAUUGCUAUAUAUCUUAUGGAUAUUCACAUAUGGUACACGCUUUUAUCGGCUCUUGUAGGUGGUGUGAUGGGUGCACGAGCUCGACUUGGCGAGAUACGUUCAAUCGAUAUGGUGCAUAAACGUUUUGAGAGCUUCCCUGAAGCCUUUGUGAAGAAUAUGGCAUCUUCCAGAACAAGAAGAUUGAUGGCUUUUGCUCGACAAAAUUCUGAGGAGGAUAACAAGACAUUUGCUGCCGUUUUUGCUCCUUUCUGGAAUGAGAUCAUCAAAAGUUUGCGUGAAGAAGAUUUCAUCAGCAAUAGGGAAAAAGAUUUGCUCUAUAUGCCCAGUAACUCUGGUAGCCUUCGUCUCGUUCAGUGGCCUCUGUUUCUUCUAAGUAGUAAGAUUUUGAUGGCUAUUGACCUUGCUAGAGACUGUAACGACACACAAGUGGAUCUGUGGAAUAGAAUCAAGAGAGAUGAUUACAUGGCUUAUGCUGUUAGGGAAUGCUAUUAUAGUAUUGAGAAGAUCUUACAUUCCAUAGUUGUUUGUGAUGGGAGACACUGGGUUGAGAGGGUCUACCAAGAAAUCAAUGGUAGCAUAAGGGAAGGUUCUCUUGUUCUAACCUUAUUGCUGAAGAAGAUCCCCUCUGUGCAAUCAAGAUUUACCGCGUUGACAGGGCUUUUGAUAAGGAACGAAACUCCCGAACUCGCAAGAGGUGCAGCGAAGGCUCUGUAUGAUUUUUAUGAUAUGGUGACACACGAACUAUUGUCACCUGAUCUCAGUGAUCAGAUUGAAUCAUGGAAAAUAUUAGUUGAUGCAAGAAAUGAAGGGCGCCUAUUUUCCAGGAUACAGUGGCCAAAGGAUCCAGAAAUUAAGGAGCUAGUGAAGAGACUGCACUUGCUACUUACAGUGAAAGAUACAGCAGCUAAUAUACCAAAAAACUUAGAAGCUAGGAGGCGUUUAGAAUUUUUUACCAAUUCACUAUUCAUGCACAUGCCUCCAGCAAGACCUGUGUCGGAAAUGAUGCCUUUCAGCGUAUUCACCCCAUACUACAGUGAGACAGUACUGUAUAGCUCUUCAGAUUUGCGGGUUGAAAAUGAGGAUGGAGUAUCUAUACUAUUCUAUCUCCAGAAGAUUUUUCCUGAUGAGUGGGAAAAUUUUUUGGAGCGGAUCAAUCGAGGAGAGUCUUCUGGUGAUGUAGAUUUUGAAGAAAGUUCUAGUGAUAACUUGGAGCUACGUUUCUGGGUUUCUUAUCGUGGACAGACAUUGGCUAGAACAGUGCGUGGAAUGAUGUACUACAGAAGAGCAUUAAUGCUUCAGAGUUAUAUGGAAAAAAGAGGAUUAAUAGAGGAGGACACAAGCUCACUAACAAAUCAGUCAUUUGAGGUAUCGAGUGAGGCACGGGCACAGGCAGAUCUGAAGUUCACAUAUGUUGUUUCGUGCCAAAUAUAUGGACAGCAAAGGCAGAGAAAAGCUCCCGAGGCUGCAGACAUUAACUUACUACUGCAGAGGAAUGAGGCACUUCGAGUUGCUUUUAUUCACCUAGAGGAAAGUACUGGACCUGAUGGUACUGCUUUGAAGGAGUAUUAUUCCAAGCUUGUCAAAGCAGAUGUACAUGGAAAAGAUCAGGAAAUAUAUUCAAUCAAGCUUCCUGGAAACCCAAAACUUGGUGAAGGAAAGCCUGAAAAUCAGAAUCAUGCAAUUGUUUUUACGCGUGGAGAAGCAAUUCAAACUAUUGAUAUGAAUCAGGAUAAUUACCUUGAGGAGGCAAUGAAAAUGAGAAACCUUCUUGCAGAAUUUCAUGCAAAACAUGGUAUCCGUCCUCCAACAAUUCUUGGUGUAAGGGAGCAUGUCUUCACAGGAAGUGUUUCUUCACUUGCUUGGUUUAUGUCCAAUCAAGAGACCAGCUUUGUGACAUUAGGUCAGCGAGUGCUGGCAAAACCUCUCAAAGUGCGUAUGCAUUAUGGACAUCCAGAUGUGUUUGAUCGUAUCUUCCACAUAUCUCGUGGAGGCAUUAGUAAGGCUUCACGUGUUAUUAACAUAAGCGAAGAUAUUUAUGCUGGUUUUAACUCUACCUUGCGUCAGGGAAAUAUCACUCACCAUGAGUAUAUACAGGUUGGUAAAGGAAGAGAUGUUGGGUUGAACCAAAUUGCUCUGUUUGAGGGUAAGGUUGCUGGAGGAAAUGGAGAGCAGGUCCUCAGUAGAGAUGUGUACAGGCUUGGGCAGCUUUUUGACUUCUUCAGAAUGCUUUCUUUCUACUUUACUACUGUGGGUUAUUAUGUGUGCACGAUGAUGACAGUUCUUACUAUAUACAUUUUCUUAUAUGGAAGGGUAUACCUGGCAUUCUCUGGACUUGAUGAAGGGAUUGCAAAAGAUGCCAGAAUUUAUGGAAGCUCAGCUUUGGAUGCAGUUCUAAAUGCCCAGUUCUUAGUUCAAAUUGGAGUUUUUACUGCUGUGCCAAUGAUAAUGGGAUUCAUACUAGAACUUGGAUUACUAAAGGCUAUCUUCAGUUUCAUUACUAUGCAGCUGCAGUUAUGUUCUGUCUUCUUCACAUUCUCAUUAGGAACAAGGACUCAUUACUUUGGUCGCACUAUUUUGCAUGGAGGUGCCAAAUAUAGGGCUACUGGUAGGGGAUUUGUUGUCCAGCAUAUCAAAUUUGCUGAGAACUACAGGCUUUACUCUAGAAGUCAUUUCAUUAAGGCGCUUGAAGUGGCAUUGCUGCUCACUAUUUACAUCGCAUAUGGCUACACAAAGGGUGGCGCUGUCUCUUUUGUGCUAUUGACUCUCAGCAGUUGGUUCCUUGUUAUCUCCUGGCUCUUUGCCCCUUACAUCUUUAAUCCCUCGGGCUUCGAGUGGCAAAAGACUGUGGAAGAUUUGGAUGACUGGGCCAGUUGGCUUCUAUACAAGGGUGGAGUUGGUAUAAAAGGAGAACAUAGCUGGGAAUCUUGGUGGGAUGAAGAACAGGUGCAUAUCCAUACUUGGAGGGGUUGUAUUCUGGAAACAAUUUUGAGCUUAAGGUUUUUCAUGUUUCAGUAUGGUAUUGUGUACAAACUCCAUGUUCUGAAAUCAAACACAUCACUGGCGCUAUAUGGCUUCUCCUGGAUUGUUCUAGCAGUCAUUGUCAUUAUAUUCAAGAUUUUCAGUUUUAGUCCCAAAAAGUAUGCUGGAUUCCAGUUAUGGAUGCGAUUUUUCCAGGGAGUCACUGCCUUGGGACUUGUGGCUGCCAUUGCCCUUGUUAUAAUCCUCACUGAUCUCACCAUUCCAGACUUGUUUGCCUGUGUCCUCGCAUUCAUUGCAACUGGAUGGGGAAUUCUUUGUCUUGCAAUUACUUGGAAGAAGCUGGUGAGAAGCAUAGGUUUGUGGGAUUCCAUCCGGGAGUUUGCUAGAAUGUACGAUGCUGGGAUGGGUAUGAUGAUCUUUGCCCCUAUUGCAGUUCUUUCUUGGUUCCCAUUUGUCUCAACCUUUCAGUCUCGGCUUCUCUUCAACCAAGCCUUUAGUCGAGGCCUCGAGAUCUCAAAGAUUCUUGCUGGUAACAAAGCCAAUGUUCAGAUAUGAGGAAUGGGAAUAUAUCAAGGUCUGCUGGAGCCUGGAAACAUUAUCAACUACUAUGUGGCUAAGCUGUAAGAUCAAAUUCCUCAUUGAGAACUGAUCAAGUGUUCAGACAUAGUGAAAGCGUCCUGGAUAUGGCUCCUGAUGGUUUAGCUUAGCAUCCUUGUACCAAUUUUGAACUCUAGCUUUUAUCUCUCAUUAUUUUAUUUUAUUUUUAUUUUGGUUGGGGAUGGGGAUUUGAUUCUGUAUAUGCCCAAAGAUACAGAUAUUUCAAUGAGAAGCAGUGACUUUUUUGUGGUCUUGUUUGAUCCUCUUAA
This is a messenger RNA of Chenopodium quinoa (quinoa), 6438 nucleotides long. Its product is annotated as callose synthase 10-like. The coding region runs from base 443 to 6127 and encodes 1894 amino acids. Gene Ontology annotation, molecular function: 1,3-beta-D-glucan synthase activity. Gene Ontology annotation, biological process: (1->3)-beta-D-glucan biosynthetic process. Gene Ontology annotation, cellular component: 1,3-beta-D-glucan synthase complex; plasma membrane. The transcript is spliced from 51 exons. The record is from RefSeq and is a predicted model, not a curated record. Lineage: Eukaryota; Viridiplantae; Streptophyta; Magnoliopsida; Caryophyllales; Amaranthaceae.